Molecule: messenger RNA, 2263 nt
Organism: Oryza sativa Japonica Group (Japanese rice)
Lineage: Eukaryota; Viridiplantae; Streptophyta; Magnoliopsida; Poales; Poaceae
Product: rhamnogalacturonan I rhamnosyltransferase 1
Cellular component (GO): cytoplasm
Source: RefSeq, a predicted model, not a curated record
UAAUAUGCCAACCUGGCCGCGGCCACCACGCGGCACGUCUUGACACGCGCCUCCUCCUCGCCUCGCCUCGCCGCCGGUGGCCGCCACCGCCGCCGCCGACGCAGCCGUCGCCAUCGCCGCGCCCACCCUGGCUUGGCGGCGAGCCGAGCAACAGGAAGGCGAUAAGCACGCGAGGAGGAGCCCAUAGCAAAGAGAGGGAGAGAGAGAGAGAGAGAGAGAGAGAGAGAGAGAGAGAGAGCUUUGAUCACGCAAGACCGCGGCGUGCGAGGACCUUCCGGGUGCUGUGCUGUGCUGCGCGUGCGGCUGUUUGGGCGGCGGCGCGCGCCUUCGGAUGAGAUGCGCAGGGGCGGGGUGAAGGCGGCGGCGGCGGCCGAGAAGGCGCGGGAGGCGGCGCGGGCGAAGGUGUGGGCGGCGCGGGCGAGCACCACCGUGGUGCUCUGGCUGUGCUGCGCGCUGCUGCUCGCGACGUCGCGGGAGCUCGGGAGGUGGUCGGGCUGCCUCACCCAGCCGCUGAUCGUCGUAGAGCGCCGGUUCGAGGCGGUUGCCGCCGCGGGCAGCGAGAGGGCGGCUGCAUCAGCAUCGGCAGCGGCAGCGGCGCGCGGCGAGAGGGCAGAAUCAUCAGCAUCGGAAGCGGCGGUGGCGGCGCUCCCGCCGAAGAGAAUCUACAAGAACAAUGGCUAUCUGAUGGUCUCCUGCAACGGUGGGCUUAACCAGAUGCGAGCAGCUAUAUGUGAUAUGGUGACGAUUGCAAGAUACCUGAACGUCACCCUUAUCGUCCCAGAACUGGACAAAACUUCAUUUUGGGCUGAUCCUAGUGAGUUCAAGGAUAUAUUUGAUGUGGAUUACUUCAUAUCAUCAUUGAGAGACGAGGUUCGGAUACUGAAAGAGCUGCCUCCAAGGCUGAAAAGAAGAGUUGAACUGGGAUAUGUUCGCUCGAUGCCACCUGUCAGUUGGUCUGAUAUAUCUUAUUACCAAAAUCAGAUUCUACCACUGAUUAGGAAGUACAAGAUCGUUCAUCUGAACAAAACUGAUGCUCGCCUUGCAAAUAAUGGCCUACCUAUGGAGAUUCAGAAAUUGAGGUGCCGUGUCAAUUUUGCUGCAUUGAGAUUUACCCCUGAGAUAGAAGAGCUGGGUAGGCGUGUGGUUCGAAUUCUUCGUCGUAAUGGCCCUUUUCUGGUUCUUCACUUGCGAUAUGAAAUGGACAUGCUCGCGUUCUCUGGUUGCACACAUGGUUGCAGCAACGAGGAGGCUGAGGAGCUCACAAGAAUGAGAUAUGCUUACCCAUGGUGGAAAGAGAAGGUGAUUGACUCAAAUGCAAAGAGGAACGACGGGCUCUGUCCAUUAACACCGGAGGAGACUGCAAUGGUAUUAAAGGCACUAGACAUUGAUAGCAGUUAUCAAAUAUACAUUGCCGCUGGUGAAAUAUACGGUGGGCAAAGAAGAAUGUCUGCCCUUACCUCAGCUUAUCCCAAUGUGGUGAGAAAAGAGACAUUAUUGCCUUCAGAUCUCAGGUUUUUCCAGAACCAUUCCUCCCAGAUGGCAGCAUUAGAUUACAUUGUAUCCUUGGAGAGUGAUAUUUUUAUCCCCACUUAUGAUGGUAAUAUGGCAAAAGUUGUUGAAGGUCAUCGCAGAUACUUGGGCUUCAAGAAGACUGUACUGCUAGAUAGGAAGCUUAUAGUUGAGCUCGUUGAUCAGUACAAAAACGGCACAAUGAGAUGGAACCAUUUCUCCUCCGCUGUGAAGGCGUCGCAUAGCAGCCGCAUGGGCGCGCCAUCAAGGAGGCAGAUGAUUCCUGACAAACCUAAGGAAGAAGACUACUUCUAUGCAAAUCCUCAUGAGUGUUUGCACCAACCAGAAGAGCUAUCAGUUUUGUGACACCCCUCCCACUAUACAGAAUUACACAUUCUUUCAGGAUUAUAUUACAGAUUGAAUUGGCAAUAAAUGGAGGCCCAGUUGUAUUGAUGAAUAAAAGCACACGAGAUGAGAGAAUUUGGCCUCCUUUUGCUAGGUGACUGUUACAUAACAUACACGUUGGCAUAAUUUUUUGCCGUUUUCUCCCAAAAAUAAGCAUGUAAUUUUGUUUUGUAAAUAUAAGCAUACAUGCUCACAGGUGUUGAGUUGUUCGUACAUAUACAUACGGAUCAAGACUUGUCAAAAAUUCUUCCACUGUACUUCUCUGUACUACAUUUGGGCAGUUGGUGGUUCAUGCAUGUACUUUCCUGAUUGUUUCUGAAUUCUGAAUUAUCAUUUUCGCCGGGCUGAA